Molecule: messenger RNA, 1060 nt
Organism: Eucalyptus grandis
Lineage: Eukaryota; Viridiplantae; Streptophyta; Magnoliopsida; Myrtales; Myrtaceae
Product: kinesin-like protein KIN-14B
Exons: 3
Coding region: 567-995 (142 amino acids)
Source: RefSeq, a predicted model, not a curated record
GGUGCGCCGGGCGCUCCACGUCACCGUGCGCCCCUCCCAAUCAGGAUACGACACAUGUCGACACGUGGAGCCGGGUCCCACUUUUAUUUUUAGUCAAAUUUUUGCCGCAUCCUUCUCUCUCUUCAUUAAUGGCCGCGUCCUUCUCCCGCCCUUCGCAUUUGAAGUGCCCUUUCUCUUCUGUCUUCUCCCGCACGAAGUCUCUCUCACAAAAAUCUUUCUCCGCCUCCUUCGACACCGACGAUCAGCACCGGCCGAGCGCCCUCCUCGUCCGGCGUUACUCGAUCUCCGCCGCCGCCACCGCCACCGCCACCGCCGCCUCCUCGCCGCCCUCGCAGCUCCCGCUGGCCUCCAAGAUCCAGAGCGGCUUCGAGCCGCGGAAGUCGUUGUCGACCUCCGCCUCCUUCGACGCCAACGACCAGCACCGGCCGAGCGCCCCCUCAUCCGGCGGUACUUGAUCUCCGCCGCCGCCGCCUCCUCGCCGCCCUUGCAGCUCUCGCUGGCCUCCAAGGUCCAGAGCGGCUUCGAGCCGCGGAAGUCGUCGUCGACCUCCGCCUCCUUCGACGCCGAUGACCAGCACCGGCCGAGGGCUCCCUCGUCCGGCGGUACUCGAUCUCCGCCGCCUCCUCGCCGCCCUCGCAGCUCCCGCUGGCCUCCAAGGUCCAGAGCGGCUUCGACCCGCGGAAGUCGUCGUCGACCUCCGCCUCCUUCGACGCCGACGACCAGCACCGGCCGAGCGCCCCCUCAUCUGGCGGUACUCGAUCUCCGCCGCCGCCUCCUCGUCGCCCUCGCAGCUCCCGCUGGCCUCCAAGGUCCAGCGGCUCGUGGACAAUGUCCAGCUUGCGAGGCAGGAUUACUUGGAGCUGAGACAAGAGGCGAGCGAAGUGCAGGAGUAUUCCAACGUGAAGCUCGAUCGAGUCACGCGCUACCUCAGCGUUCUCGCAGACAAGAUGCGGAAACUAGGUUCUGUGCUUUGUGUCAGAUCAAGUCGCCCUUGAAGGUGAGGCUAGGAUAGCACCGCUCGUCAGUGAGAAAGAGGAAGUUGUUCAAUGAGUUGUUGAAA